Messenger RNA from Linnemannia hyalina, 1668 nucleotides. The record is from the annotation of a GenBank genome assembly. NCBI's taxonomy places the organism in Eukaryota, Fungi, Mortierellomycota, Mortierellomycetes, Mortierellales, Mortierellaceae.
AUGACUAAAGACAAGAUCGAGAUGGACUCGUACAGCGAGUCGGGUGCUCCAGCAGCAGAAGCCAUCGACCAUAAGGACCAACCCGUCUCUGACGACCCCGAAAAAGCCACUCAAACUCCCCAGGUUGGCGAGGGUCUUCAGCGUAACCUCCAGGCUCGCCACUUGACCAUGAUCUCCCUCGGAGGAACCAUCGGCACGGGUCUGUUCUUGGCCUCGGGAGUGUCGAUUAACGUUGCCGGCCCCGGAUACUCGAUGGUUGCUUACUGUCUGAUUGGAACGAUGGUCUUCUGCUUCAUGUCGUCUCUUGGUGAGAUGGCCACUUACCUGCCCAUUACCGGAUCGAUCAAUGCCUACGGAACCCGCUUUUUUGACCCUGCCCUCGGAUUCAUGCUAGGCUGGGUCUACUGGUUCUCUUGGUCUAUUACUCUUGCUACUGAAUUGGUCGCCGCCGGCUUGAUUAUCUCAUACUGGAUCCCAGUAGAGACUUGUCCGGGCUGGGUUUGGGCCCUUGUCUUCAUUGUCGUCCUUACCUCGCUCAACCUGACCACCGUCAAGGCUUAUGGUGAGACCGAGUACUGGCUCAGUUUGAUCAAAGUGCUCGCCGUCAUCGUUUUCAUCAUCGUCGGUUUCCUCUACAUCGGUGGCGCUGUCGGUACCCGCAUCGAGGGAGCCCCCAAGCCCGGUACUGGAGUCUUCAACAUGGGCCCCUUCCACGGUGGCUUCGUUGGUCUGUUCUCAAUCUUCUUGAACGCCGGUUUCUCGUUCCAGGGAGCCGAGCUGGUCGGAAUCGCUGCCGGAGAGACCAAGAACCCCCGCAAGAAUGUCCCCCGUGCUAUCCGUCAGGUCUUCUGGCGCAUCUUGAUGUUCUACGUCCUUACCAUCCUGAUCAUCGGAAUGACCAUCCCCUACAACGAUGAGGCCCUUGCUAACACAGGCGGCAGCAUCAAGUCCUCGCCCUUCACCCGUGUGUUUGUCCAGGCCGGUAUCAGCAUCGGAGGUGACAUUAUGAACGCUGUCAUCUUGGUCGCUGUCCUUUCUGCCGGUAACUCGGGUCUUUACGCCUCCUCCCGUGCCCUCCACACCUUGUCCAAGGAGGGCAAUGCCCCCAGGUUCCUUGGUUAUGUCAACCGCUGGGGUGUCCCCGUCUACUGUGUCCUCGCCACGUCCUUGAUCGGCUGCUUGGCCUUUAUUGUUUCCCUCCCCCAGAUCGGUCAGGGCGAGGCCUACAACUGGCUCUUGUCCCUGGCCUCAACCACCGGUUUUAUCGCCUGGUUGGGUAUCGCCUUCUCCCACAUCCGCUUCCGUAUGGCCUACAAGGCCCAGGGUCGCGUCCUCUCCGAUCUCCCUUUCAUCUCGAACUUGUACCCCUUCGGUCCCAUCUACACGAUCGUCGUCUGUGUGGUCAUUCUGAUCGGCCAGGGUUACACCGCCUUCUCGCCCUUUGACAUCAAGUCCUUCCUGUCGGCCUAUGUGACGCUCCCCUUUGUCUUUAUCCUCUACUUUGGAAACAAGUUCUGGGCAAAGACCAAGAUCCUCAAGCUGGUCGAUGUUGACCUCGACACUGGACGGAGCUUCCUCGACACAGUCGUGCCUGUCAUGGAUAGCGAGUCGGAGAAGAACAUGAAGAAGCCUAGCGUCGUCAAGCGCGUCAUGGCCAACGUCUUCUAA